UUCUCCCUUACAAAGGGAAUCAACAAAAUAGAAAAAAAUCUCAGUCUCUUUCACAACUCAAAAUCUUAUAUUCUACAAGCAAAUUAUUGAACAUAAUGAGUUCAACAGGUAGAGCAUGGAUUGCGGCAGCCAGUGUGGGGGCUAUAGAGGCAUUGAAAGAUCAGGGUUUCUGCAGAUGGAAUUACACAUUCAGAUUAAUCCAACAGCACGCUAAGAACAAUAUCAGAUCCUUCUCUCAGGCCCAGAAACUCUCUCCGCAGUCAUCUUCUAUGGUGUCGAAUAAGUUGAAAGAAGAAAAAAUGAGGCAAUCUGAAGAAUCACUCAGAAAAGUCAUGUAUUUGAGCAGUUGGGGGCCCAACUGAGAGAGUUGCUGACAGUAUUUGUAAAUAGAGAAAUUAGAAAAAUCGCAUUAUGUUUUGUCGAAUUUUAUGAGAAUUAUUCUUUUAAUUGCAAGGAAAGAAGAAAACUGAAGAAAAAUGAAUUUUCCAUCUCUUCUCUUUGCCUCUUCAUCGAUAAAGAGAAAAGGAAAAAUUUAUUUUUAAUUACUUCGCAGCACUUUUCAAAAAGAUCUGAAAAAAUUACAUGUAGUGGAAUUCUCCCUAGAAUAUGGUACUCAAUUUGUAGUAGAAUUUUCUCAUUUCAAAGUCGAGGGAGUACAAAUUUAUUUUCAAUA
Molecule: messenger RNA, 673 nt
Organism: Olea europaea var. sylvestris
Lineage: Eukaryota; Viridiplantae; Streptophyta; Magnoliopsida; Lamiales; Oleaceae
Exons: 1
Coding region: 96-362 (88 amino acids)
Source: RefSeq, a predicted model, not a curated record